Molecule: messenger RNA, 1176 nt
Organism: Pocillopora damicornis (cauliflower coral)
Lineage: Eukaryota; Metazoa; Cnidaria; Anthozoa; Scleractinia; Pocilloporidae
Source: RefSeq, a predicted model, not a curated record
UUUACAUGGCGGAAGAUGACAGUGCCUAAAGUGACUCACGUUGCUAACAGUUUGACGAGUAAGUGUCAAACAAGGAAGAUGAACGCUGAAAAAGGGGACAAUGAGGAGCCCAGUGGACCAGUUGGAACAAUUAAGAAGACUUUGGGGAAGGUAACCUCUGAAGGCUUGAUUGAGCUCCCUCCAGAGCCUGGUGCUGUUAAAUUUGAGUGUCAAGGUAUUUCAAGGCCUAGUUCCAGCACAGCUGUCAGAGUUGGGAGUGCAGGACGUGUAGAGAGGAGCCUUCAACUUGCAAGGAAAAAGGAAUUAGCAGAUGAGAUUCCAACAAGAUGUAAUAGCGCUGGAGCUGAGAUGAUUUCUCUGGCUAAGGUAAAACACAGCAAACAAAUACAGGAAAUGGAAAACUCCCUAAGACAGGCUGCCAAGGUUUCCAAUAAUGAAGACAACACUGAUAGUGACUCAUCAUCAUCAUCAUCAUCAGAGGAAAUUCAGGAGGAAAAAGAGAGAACAGCUAAUCAAAUCCAAAACAAUGAACCUUUAGAUGAACUCAAAGCAGAGUUCCUAACUACUGUCAUGGAUGAAAACUAUGAAAAAGCCAAGGAGCUCUGCCAAAAGAUUCUUCUUCUGGAACCAGAUAACAAAUUAUGCAGUGAAUUUCACGCUGUCAUCGUGGAAAAAAUUAAACAAGAUGCAGUUAGUACUGAAGAUAGCGAGGAUGAAGAUGAGAGUGAUGAGGAAGAUGGUAAUGAUGAAAAAAGUGGUGAUUCAGAUGAUGAUGGCGAAGAGAGCAAUGACUCAGAUGAUGAUGAUGAUGAUGAUGAUGAUGAUGAUGAUGAUGAUGAUGAUGAUGAUGAUGGAGAUGAUGAAGAAAGUGAUUCUGGUGAUGACUACUCAACACCAUCAGGUCCCAUUAACCUAAUCAUGGGUGGUUUGCCAAUCAAACCCCACAAUAGGUGACAAUUAUGGUGUGGUUUGGAUGGUCAAAAAGUUAAGUUUGACAAGGACCAAACGAAAAACUCGGUUAUUAAUUCUGAAGUAUUCUGCCUUUUUUGUUUGUUUGUUUUCCUUUUUUUUCCAACAGAAUAUCAAAAACUGCUUUAUUUUCACAACUUGUUGUAAAGGGAAUUUUUCUCGUUUUAUAUAUACAUUCAAACAGUCAAUAAAGUAUGUUAAAACAUG